AUGGAAAUCACAAUUACAUCAAGAGAAACAAUCAAACCAUUGUUCCCCACACCAGAUGAACACAAAUUCUUCCAACUCUCUUUGUUUGAUCAGCUUCAACUUGUCACCUAUUUGCCAAUGGUUAUGUUUUACCCCAACAAGGUGGGGUUCCCUGAACCCUCUCAUAUCUGUGCUCAAUUGAAACAAUCACUGUCUGAGACACUAACAAUUUUCUACCCUGUAGCAGGCAGAAGAGAAGACCACACUUUCAUCACUUGUAAUGAUGAGGGUGCACUUUACUUGGAAGCCAAGGUGAACCUUAACAUGGUUGAGUUCCUCACACCACCUAAGCUAGAAUUUCUAAACAAAUUGCUCCCACGUGAGCCUAACAAGAUGCACUCACAUAGAGAAACCUUGCCCCAAGUACUUUUACAAGUGAACAUAUUCAAUUGUGGUGGAAUAGCUAUAGGCACAUGUAAUCUCCAUACUCUUCUUGAUGGUUGCUCUGGAAGCCUCUUUCAAACUACUUGGGCCGCUAUAUGCCGUGGCUCUAAGGAGGAAGUUCCAUCUCCUGAUUUAAGUUCUGCCUCUUCUUUCUUUCCACCAUUGAAUCAUUUGAGUUUGCAUAACCAUGCUAAUCAAAAUAAUGAGGAUUCAAGUGCACAAAAAAUGUGCACCACUAGAAGGUUUGUGUUUGGUGUUGAAUCCAUCAACACUCUAAGAGCUGAAGCAAAAGACGGUGAUUAUGAUGAAAGCUCAAAGCCUCUUACCAGAUAUGAAGCACUGACUGCAUUCAUUUGGAAACACAUGACACUUGCAUGCAAGAUGGAGUCUGAUAGCACAAGACCAGCAGUGGCUAUCCAUAUUGUGGACAUGAGAAGGAGGAUUGGUGAACCUUUCUCUAGAUACACCAUUGGUAACAUUUUGUGGCCAGUGAUGGUGUUUUCUGAAACAGUCAAUGCAGACACUAGUGUUAGAUAUUUGGUCAGCAUUGCCAGGGAGAAAUUUGGAAAGCUUUCAAGGGAGUUGUUUUUAAGAGUGAAAAGUGAUCCUAAUAUCCUAGGGAGCACUCAGUGUGUGGAUCUGCCUCAAGGUAUUGAAACAAUAAGUCCAAUUCCAAUUGUGCUGACAAGUUGGUGUGGCUUGAAUUUCAGUGAACUAGAUUUUGGUUUUGGGAAGCCUUUGUGGGUUGGUGUUAGAGGAGGGGAUCAGGAAACUCUCCCCAAUGUAGCUGUUAUCAUGGAAACAGAUGAAGGCAUGGAAGCUUGGUUGACAAUGGAAAUGCAACAUAUUGCUAACUUGGAAAGAGACGUUGAGUUUCUCAGAUUAGCUUUGCCUAAUCCUAGUGUUUCAAACAUCUAGUUUUGACAUCUGCAAAUGAAUUAACUUUUCAAAUAGAAACAAUUGAAACAUGUGUUUGCAAAAAAGAAUGAUAAAAUGUUUGUUGAUCUCCAGAAAGGUUGAAGUACUAAUCACUUGUCAAGUCACUGUUAAAGACAAAGACCUCUUGGGAUAAAAUGAAAAAUAAGUUGAAUUCUUGUCUGGUCCAAACUAAUUAAUAGGUAUUGAAUUAUAGGAAAAAUACCAGUAUGCUAGACAAAAAAGCUAGUUAACAGCU
Glycine soja is the source of this 1597-nucleotide messenger RNA. Its product is annotated as vinorine synthase-like. The record is from RefSeq and is a predicted model, not a curated record. NCBI's taxonomy places the organism in Eukaryota, Viridiplantae, Streptophyta, Magnoliopsida, Fabales, Fabaceae. The transcript has a single exon. The coding region runs from base 1 to 1341 and encodes 446 amino acids.